Messenger RNA from Aspergillus pseudonomiae, 1527 nucleotides. RefSeq names its product NADAR family protein. Bases 251 to 1018 code for a protein of 255 amino acids. The transcript has a single exon. Lineage: Eukaryota; Fungi; Ascomycota; Eurotiomycetes; Eurotiales; Aspergillaceae. The record is from RefSeq and is a predicted model, not a curated record.
UAACACAGCCUGAAUCAAGGAGUAGUGAACAUCACCUCAUGAGUCACCAGUCCCACAAAUACGAACCGAUCAACAACACCAACCCGAUGACUCGCAUCUUCAUACGAACUCUACACUACUUACCUGGGUCAUCAGCCCAGAACUCAAGAGUCGCCAUAAAACCCUAAUCCAACACCCAGAGCUACAAACACCAGCAAGCACCCAUCCCAAAACUACAAUUACACCACUACACCACCACACCACCAACAGAAUGCCACGCAAAGAUCUCAGAACAAAACCCACCGAACAUGACCAACAAAAAGACCCCUUAAAAAGAAACCCCCACAUAGCCACAACCCCAACCCACAUCUUCUUCCACGGCGGCCCCCUCUCAAACUGGCACCCCAGCACGCCGCGCUUCCCAGGCCACAGAGCCCUGACCCUGUGUCUACCAGACCUAGACGCUCUGGGCAUCCCGCACCCGUCGCCAAACGCGGCCGUCACACGACUCAUCCGCUCAUGGUCAUUCAGCUGCGGCGAGCAGUGGAUGAUGGCGAUGAAGGGGUGGUUAUUCGAAGAGAUUCCUGGGUUAGAUUCGGGUGUUGAUAUCUGUGAUGAGGAGUUCGAGGCUGUGAGGGCCGUGGCGGUGGGUAUCUCUGAGCCAGCGCUGGAGUGCCACCGGGAGAGGGCGAUUUGGGAGUCGACGGUUGCGAGCGUGUUGAGGACGACACAGCCGAGGGUGCAGAAGGCGUUGGGGCGCGCUGCGGAGGGGUUUCGCGAGGAUGUUUGGGAAUAUGCCAGCGAGGUGAUCGUUACGGCUGGGUGUGUGGCGAGGGCGGAGGUGGAUUCGGCGCUGAGGGAGGUGUAUCUUGCGAGUGCAGGACGGAAGUUUGUGGAGGGGAGUGUCAGGGAUCGUGUUUGGGGGGUUGGGUUGAGGUGGGAUUCGGCUGAGAUUCAGGAUGAGGCGAAUUGGAAAGGGAAGAAUCGGUUGGGGAGGUGUCAUGAUGAGGCGGCGAGGGUUGUGAGGUUGAGUUCGUAGGUUGUUUUGUAUGGAAAUGGUUCUUGGGAGGAGUAAGCUGGUUAUGGAAUUUACUGUUAUUGUUCGUCUAUGGAGAUGUAUAGCGAGUAAUGACCGGGACCGGAUCCUAUGGCAUCCUUUGCUGCUAAAGACAGACACAAUGAGAUCGUCCAGUUGGGCUUUUUGUCCCAUUGGUAGCAUAUCUGGUAGCAGGCCGCGGGAGAUCAGGGAAACCUGAACGGCGUCGAACUUCUUAUCUAACACGCUGAUCGUCUGAUUGCUUCAUGAUCCCCUCAGAUAGCUCCGCACUGCUGCUCUUGACGAUGCAGCAGGGGUCAAUCCAGAUAUAGUCAAGCCCAUAGGACCGCGCUUGCCCAAAUGCUCCUUGGACCUUUGGCCAUGAGGAAUUUCUUUGUUCGGUGUGAUGUUGCAUAUCUGUGAAAAGAACCUCAUGCUCUUCCCAGGCGUGGGACAGGAUUGCAUAUCUGGGGAUACGGUCCGGCGUAAAUUCCACCAGUUGAAUGGUAGAG